GGGUCACACUGCUGCUGCGUAAAAGCAGAUGGGCUCAAGGUCAAUCAAUCUGGACUUCAUCCUCACCGAUGAACUUGCAACGUAUUUGUCCAAGGUUGGUGGUCUAGAUAUAUGCUCUCCAGAACUCAAAAAUUCAAUAAGUCAAGUACUAGAAAAAAGAUCUGUAGUCCCGUACUCAGUUUUAAAUGACUGCUAUCACUUAACAAAGAAGCUCUCGAGUACAGGCAAAGACAAUAUUUAUCUCCAAUUUUGGCGCAUUUCUCUAAACACCUCAGUAGUCCUUCCAGCGAUAAAGCAGACUUUUAAAAAUCAAGGUCUCGAUGCUCAUUUUGAAGAACUAAGAAAUAAGUAUAAUAACAAAUGCUACGAAAAAAUAACGAAAGAUAUUGGUACACCCAUGGUCUUUUCAACAACUUCCAAGGCCCAGAAAACUUGCUUUUCUGAACUCAAAUGCGCUAGGAAACAAUUCGUUAUGGUUCUCAAUUUUAUUGUUAUUGUGAUGUCCGCCUUUGCGUUCGGAUAUUUCCUUCCUAAUUUAAUGCCCUCCAGUUAUUCCAUAUCACUCUUCUCGCGUAUUGUCUGUGGUUUGUUGUGCGCAGUAAUAGUUAUGGUUGCUGACUUUUACUUCCUAAUUAGAAAUUUCAGUUUAUUGGAGAAAGUUUAUGGGUGAUUCUUAAAUUGUAAUGUUAUGGGAGUUUCAGAUUUAUUGUUAGAUAACUUUUGAUAUCUCGUACAAAGUUGUGCAGCCUUUCCAACUGUUUUUUUCUUGGAUAAACCUGCGGUCGAAUGCACCUUCCAGAUUUCCGCUCUCAGUUCCGUUUAUCAAUACUUCCAGGAUAAUAAGUAACAUGAAAUGUUGAUUCUCU
This is a messenger RNA of Schistosoma curassoni, 866 nucleotides long. The record is from the annotation of a GenBank genome assembly. Lineage: Eukaryota; Metazoa; Platyhelminthes; Trematoda; Strigeidida; Schistosomatidae.